This is a messenger RNA of Stylophora pistillata, 2491 nucleotides long. RefSeq lists its product as uncharacterized. NCBI's taxonomy places the organism in Eukaryota, Metazoa, Cnidaria, Anthozoa, Scleractinia, Pocilloporidae. The record is from RefSeq and is a predicted model, not a curated record.
GUUCCAGCGGAUCACAUACAAAAGCUUUGCCCAAUAGAAGUAUUCAUUUCCGGGAUUGUAUCGCACGUAGUCGCAACUACGAUUAAGAACUUGUCGCGAUGGUUAAUCGCUUAGCGUUUUCUCUCUCUUUUGCACUUCUGUACAGUGUAGCUGAGAUUUCUUUCAAAGUUGGCGGUUUUCCAGCACCGUUCAGCAAAGUUUUAUCUCUGGAGAACCCGCCUAUGGAAGGUAAAGAUGUUGUAAUCCUACAAAAUCUACUGCUGAGAUCACCAUUUGUGAGGCCCAUUGAAAAAAGUGGUGUGUACGAUAGGGAAACCAGUGAGGCUGUAGCCAGCUACCAAAAGGGAAAUGGUCUGCCAAGCAAUGGAAUAUUCAAUACAACAACAGCCUCUCUUGUUCUCAAGCAACUGAUGUAUGAUGGAUAUAAAGAUGAUCACACUGUCCCUUCCGGGUAUAAAUUUAAGGUGCAUAUUCCUGUGUACAAAGAUCGGACGAUUGAAACAAUUGGCACACUUUAUGACUCAAAUAACAAGGUCAUGCAUACAUUCCGUGCACGUUGCCAUGGUGCCAUGGAUGCCACUGGCAAAGAAAUAAAUCAGCUUACAAUAGAUGGAAACACUCCAACUGGACUUGUGACAUUUGACCUCAACAGUCCUGAGCCAAACCUAAAAUCAUUUGGCCCGUAUCCUGUCAUACGAGCAGUCAAAGGUCUAAAAGGAAAUGCUGCAAUUGGAAAAAACAAAGAUGACACCUUUCUAAGUGACUACAGGAGUGGAAUUCUAUUGCAUACAGGAGAGUGGGAUCAUUGGAAUCCAUCUGAACCUAUGCCUAACAGUCUUGGAUGCAUACAUGUGCACCCAACAGACUUGCAUACUAUUGAUGAUAUCCUAGUACACAAGCUGGGUGUGGUUGUACACAAAAAUCCUUUUGGAGAGAAUCCAUACCCUUAUGUUCCUCAAGGCAUUCUCUCUAUUGAGCAAAUAGACUGACAUUUCUGAAUGUAACAGUACUAUAACAUGAAUGAAUUAGUGCUUUUCAGUCAAGUGCUGUAAAAUUAAAACCAAGGUAAUAGCAACAGCCAAUCAGAGCAAGGUAAAUUUCUCAAGGGGCCAAUGGGCACUCAAAGUAAACACCUGCCUUAAUUGUAGGCGCGCAGAUGAGACUAAGUCACAAAUUUUGGUUUUGAUGCGUCAAUAAUUUAAAUUGGCCUCUGUAAAGAGUUUAAAAGCCUCUAAUUGGUGAGGAGAGUGGUACAAACUGUCUCAGCUGGUCAAGGAGUGUAGAACAGAAGAGCAGUUUCAACUCAGUGAAAGUAAUCCUCAGUGGAUUGCCUUGGUUUUGCAAUUGGCCAAAAAAACUCCUUUCCCUCUCUCCAUCAAUCAGAUGCAAAACUACAACCAACCACAACUUGGUCACCCCCAUUUUACUGCCCUUUAUGCAGUAUAGUUGUGUUUACUUCAAGUUUCAUUUUCCUUUCUUCUGAUUGGUCAAUGUGAUUAGUUUGGUUUUGUUUACAACAUUCAAACAAAAAGAGCUCUAAAGGUAAUGCAACCCUAGAUACUUUUAACAACUGAUUAAAAAUUCCUCAAAAUCAAUCAAUUAUCACCUGAAGGACAAGAGAUACUUCGUUUGUUUGAAAUUAAUUACAAGAGAGAGAUAUAAACACAGUAACUACUGAAAUUUUUUAUCUACUAUAUGGAGAGAUUCCCUAGUUUUUUUUUCAUAUUUCAUUCAUUGUGUAUAAAUUUUGUACAUAUUUUUUCAUUAAUAGCCUUGGUUGCAUUCAUGUACACCCUGACAAUUCAAAAACCAUUAAUUAAAUUCUUAAAAAUAUCGGUGUGAUCAAGAGACCAAAUACUUUUGGAAAACUGCCACAUCCUUACAAGUCCCAGGGACUGCUAUCUAUCGAAUUGAUUGUACACCAGUGAGUCUGUGGUAUUCAAACAAUGGAAGCAUCAUUUUAUUGACCAUACCCACUAAUACAUGAAUUACGUUUUUUUUUUUUCUUUCUGAAACCAUUUGAUAGACAACAUUUGUGUCACAGGCAACCCAAGUAAGGUUAGAAAUAUGUUACACUGCAUACCAUUUUACAAUGACCUUGUCAGGGAAUGCAAUUGUUGUUUAUGUUUAGAUUGUAUGGGGUUGACUAUUGCCCUUUAGUCACAAAAUCAUUAAUCACUAUAGCUUAACGAAAAAUCAUAGCGAAGAAAAAUUACAUAUCAUUCGCUUCUAAGGUAAGGCUUCAUUAUUAGAAAGAGUCCUUUGGGUUCAUACCAUUUCAAAUUAUAAAUACGUUAGCUACAUGUUAUGUAUUCUAAGUCUUUGUGUAAAAAUGUUAAGUGUAAUUCCCAAAUGCUUUUAAUUUUCAUAGAUCAGUAUUUUAGAAAACAUUAGAUAGACAGAAAACUAAUCCCUGUAGAAAUCACUAUUAAAAAGAUUAGAAAUAUUUCAAGGGAUUCUUGAUGAGUACAUUAAACUGCAUCAACUUUUA